AUGAUUGGCGACUCCAAGAUCGAAGAUAACUCUCCGCUGGCGUAUUUGACAGUGACGGCCUAUGUUGUUGGGUUCUCUGCCGGACCGUUGCUUCUUGCACUGCUGAGUGAGACCUUCAACAAGAAGCUUGUAUAUCAAGUUUGCAAUGUGGUCCUGCUUUUGUGCAGGUUUGCCUGCAUGGUUGCGCCCUCGGCCGAGUGGCUCAUUUUCUUCCGCUUUCUGGCUGAGUGCGCCGGUGCAAGCCCGAUCACCUAUGGCACUGGGACGGCGAUGGAUGUCAUGACCACGGAGAAGCGUGCCCGCGCCAUGUCAGUAAUGGCGUUUGGGAGUGUUUGCAAUCCCACGGUUUGA
Colletotrichum orchidophilum is the source of this 351-nucleotide messenger RNA. RefSeq names its product membrane transporter. Gene Ontology annotation, molecular function: transmembrane transporter activity. Gene Ontology annotation, biological process: transmembrane transport. The transcript has a single exon. The record is from RefSeq and is a predicted model, not a curated record. NCBI's taxonomy places the organism in Eukaryota, Fungi, Ascomycota, Sordariomycetes, Glomerellales, Glomerellaceae. Bases 1 to 351 code for a protein of 116 amino acids.